CGCUCGCGCGCCCGCCCGCCAGGCUCCCAGCGCCUGCCGCCCGCGCCCGGCUCGGCGCCCCGGCCCUUCCGCCCGCGCUUCAUGGCUGCUCAGGAAUGGGACUGGUUCCAGCGCGAGGAGCUCAUCGGACAGAUCAGCGACAUCCGAGUCCAGAACCUACAAGUUGAGAGGGAAAAUGUGCAGAAGAGGACCUUCACUCGGUGGAUAAACCUGCACCUAGAGAAGUGCAACCCUCCUCUAGAAGUUAAAGAUUUAUUUGUUGACAUACAAGAUGGCAAGAUCCUGAUGGCUCUGUUAGAAGUCCUGUCUGGGCGAAAUCUGCUCCACGAGUACAAGUCCUCGUCCCACCGCAUCUUUCAGCUGAACAACAUAGCGAAAGCCCUUAAGUUUUUGGAAGACAGCAAUGUAAAACUGGUUAGCAUAGACGCGGCAGAAAUAGCGGAUGGCAACCCCUCACUGGUUCUUGGGCUGAUAUGGAACAUAAUUCUCUUCUUCCAGAUCAAGGAGCUUACGGGCAACCUCAGCAGGAACUCUCCGUCUUCCAGCCUGUCCCCCGGCUCGGGGGGCACGGACUCAGACUCCUCCUUCCCGCCCACGCCCACCGCGGAGAGGAGCGCGGCGCUGUCGGUGAAGGACCAGAGGAAGGCCAUCAGGACCCUGCUGGCGUGGGUGCAGAGGAAGACCAGGAAGUAUGGCGUGGCGGUGCAGGACUUUGCGGGCAGCUGGAAGAGCGGGCUGGCCUUCCUCGCUGUGAUUAAGGCCAUCGACCCCAGCCUGGUGGACAUGAAGCAGGCCCUGGAGGACUCCAUGUGGGAGAACCUGGAGAAGGCCUUCACCAUCGCGCACGACGCCCUUCACAUUCCCAGGCUCCUGGAGCCGGAAGACAUCAUGGUUGACACCCCGGACGAGCAGUCUAUUGUGACGUACGUGGCCCAGUUUCUAGAACAUUUCCCGGAGCUGGAAGCCGAGGACUUUGUGGAUGCGGACAGAGGAGCCCCCAUCGAGUCCACCUUCGUCCGCAUUAAGGAAGCGCCUUCUGAGCGGGAGAGCACGGUGUUGUUUCUGAGCGAAGACGGGGAGCGCGCCUACACCGUCAACCACGAAACCAGCCACCCGCCGCCCUCCAAAGUCUUUGUGUGUGACAAGCCUGGGCGCGCGGCAGGACCCUACCUGGGCGGCGUGUCCAGCCAGGUGCUGUCGGACACUGCCACCAAAGUCAUCCACCAGGUCAUCGACCGGGUCCUCCAAGACGUCCCAGGUAAGACCAGCAACCUUGGUGAGCCGUCUUCGGAUUCUUCCAUCCUAUCCAGAAAGGACAACCGGGCGUCCAACCACCUGCCCAUCAAGAAGAGUGUGCACUUCCAGGCUGACACCUACCACGACGCGUCCUGUAGCAAAGGCACGUUCCACGGCCAGGACACCGGCGUUGCAGGGAGCCCCAAGGGGGCAAAGGAGUUGUCGAGGCAGGAUGGACGUGUCUUGGAGGUCGCUGAGGAAAAGCCAAAACAGGAAGUCCCCAACGUCCCAGAAGCAGCCUCUGACGAGGCCCUGGAUGAUGUUCCCUUGGAGGACGGUCAGAUGGGUCACCCUCCGACUUCCCAGGGUUCUCCCUCCUGGAACAGGGCAUCAUCGGAGAGGGCAGCCAGCCCCGGGGCGGGAGGUCGACCCCGUUCACCCCUUAGGGAGGAUACGGUUGUGGCUGAUUCCCUGGAGAUCAAGGUUGAGCUGCAGACUGUGGAAGCUAUGGAUAAAGACGACUAUUUUGAAGGCAUACCAUUAAAAGCUUCUAAAUUUAACAGCGACCUAGCCGAUUUUGCCUCCACCAGCCAGGCUUUCGAUGAGGACCCUUUGCCCCCUGAGAAAACAUCCGAGGAGGGCGAGCUUGUGGAGGAGCCCGCUGAGACACUGGGGAGAAGACGGGGUACCGCUGCCCACCAGCAGGAGGGUUCAGACGAGCCCCUGGGGAAGCCCGGCAAGCAACACCCUCACAAGGUCCCUGGACAAGAAGACCAAGACUAUUUCUUGGCCCCUGAGGCGGUACCAGUGGACAAAAAGCCGGAGGUGCAUGAAAAAGCGAAGCGCAAAUCCCCGCGUCGCCGGCGCGGGGAGGAGGAAGGGGAGGCGGAAAGCCCCCGGGAGCCCCGCAGGGAGCUGCCUUCCAACCCGCCCUGCAGCCGCGUCAGCCUGGACACACUCGUGACGCGCAGCGAGGAAGGCCUGGAUUUCAAACCCUCCCCGCCCCUCUCCAAGAUUUCCGUCAUCCCCCACGACCUGUUCUACUACCCGCAUUACGAGGUUCCCCUGGCUGCGGUCUUAGAGGCUUACGCGGAAGGCGCGGAGGAUUUGAAAAACGAAGAGCUGGACCUCGAAGAGGCAGAGGGCUACCUGUAUGACCUGGGGCCCCGGGUGGAGGAGCCCGAGGCGUCCGAGAGCAGCUGCGGCUCCGUGGGGCCGGGCGAGGACCAGCCCCCGUCCACCCUCGAGGAACCCCAUCUGGACAGGGACGCGGAGGGUGCCAAACCAGCCUCGGAGCCCACUGCCCCACCCGCCCAGCAGGACCACCAGCAGAGGGAGGCCGAGGACAGUGCCCCCGAGGAGAAUCAGCAGGCCCAGGAAACAUCCCCAAACUCGGAAAACUUAGCAAACCCUUCCGAAGAAAAGGUCGUGGGAGAAGCCAUCAGCAGUAAAAAAAAGGAGAAAAAGAAACAUGUGGACCACGUAGAAAGUUCAAUAUUUAUAGCACCUGGAACUGUUCGAUCCUCAGAUGACCUAGAAGACGACGCUGGUGACUACCGAGUCCUUUCCAGGACCAGCCACAGCGACUCCAGCAUUUAUGUCCGGCGACAUACCAAUAGGUCUUUGGAAUCGGAUCAGUUUAGCUAUGUUCAAUUGCGGAACGCAGCCGAUCAGGAUGACAGGAGAAAUCGAAUGUCAACCAGGUACAAAACUCAGAAGCUCACUGAGCUGAUCUUACAGUUCUAUGGCAUCAGAGCAGACAAGAAGAGGGAAGGCAGGCAUGCCAGGAAGUCUAUGAAAGCCAACCACUCUGGCGAAGCCACCGUGCAGGAGGAGAGCGCCAGCCUGCAAAGCGACUCGCUGACCCAGCUCGUGCAGCAGCCGGACAUGGUGUACUUCAUCCUCUUCCUCUGGCUCCUGGUGUACUGCCUGCUGCUCUUCCCACAGCUGGACGUCACCCGCCUCUGAUGCGCGCGUCUGCGUAAUAAAAAGAACAGGACCCUG
Phyllostomus discolor (pale spear-nosed bat) is the source of this 3240-nucleotide messenger RNA. It is a transcript of the gene CLMN, whose product is annotated as calmin. The record is from RefSeq and is a predicted model, not a curated record. Gene Ontology annotation, cellular component: nuclear outer membrane; meiotic nuclear membrane microtubule tethering complex; cytoplasm. NCBI's taxonomy places the organism in Eukaryota, Metazoa, Chordata, Mammalia, Chiroptera, Phyllostomidae. The transcript has 14 exons. Gene Ontology annotation, molecular function: actin filament binding. Bases 82 to 3204 code for a protein of 1040 amino acids. Gene Ontology annotation, biological process: negative regulation of cell population proliferation; nuclear migration.